CAUAUGACUACAAUUUUGAAUGGUACGGGGGAGCUAAGGUUCGCUGCCUCUGUGGUGCUUCGAGCUGUUCAGGAUUUCUUGGGGCCAAGUCUCGUGGUUUUCAGGUAAUUUAUUGAUUGAACAUUCUGGACACAAGUCUUCAUUUUAGAUAUUAAGGAUGAAAAAGAAGUCAUUUCGAGGGUGUGCUAUAGCCUAUAAGUGUGGCUGUUAUCUCCAUAGCUGCACAUUAUCUAUUUUCUCAUUAUAAAAUUAUCUGGAUACUGCCGUUGAACUAGAAAAUUAAAAUCUUGCCUGUGAUGCAUAAUGCAAGUUCUGCAAUCUUUCUGGUUACAUUUUUUUUAAUCUUUUCAGUUUCUUUUUCUCUGGGCAUGGUCCCAUUGUUUGCUUUGAAAUUCAUUGCCUAACCUCUCUAAUGCUAUCAACUUUCCUGGAUUAUAAUUACAUAUUUUAUGCUUAUAAAAUGGUUUUAGGGGUUUGCAGUUUCUAUUGGUUUGCAAUUGUCCCCUACAAACUUUUAUGGGGGUAUAUGUCUGACGCUUAGUUUAGAGGCAUUGUUUCAAUUAGCGUAAAGAAAGAAAAGCUUAAGCAUUCCUCACAGAGACAACCUGAAAAUGUCUUUCGGCAUGCAAGUGUUCUGCGAAAUUUCAAAAAAGUGUGGUGUAAGCCUUUUCUUUUAGUUGGUAUGCUUUAGCAAACUCACGCUUACAAUAUUUAAGAAAAGGGAAUUCUUUUGGUAUGGGUUUUAUGUUUUUUUUUUUUUUUUUCUUAGCACGCUAGUAAAUAGAACCCCAAGUCUCUAUCAUUCAAACCUGCACAGCAUUGCACAACCAAUUGACUCCUUCAGAAGCAUGCAAUGAAAAACUUGAAUGGUUACUAUAUGGCAGCAUCUCCAUCAUAAGUUGGAAGUUGAACAGUUGGUAAUUUCCAAUUUUUGUUCUUUUAAUGGUUUUUAUUCUUGCAAAGAGGGUUUUGUAGAGUUCACGAUAUUUCAAUUAGGCUCUUGGUUGAGAAAAUUAGUAAACAUUGAGGUGUUUGGCAGAGAGAAAUCUCUGGUUUUAUCUCCUUUUCUCCCUCAGAAAGACUACUAACGACCUGAAAAAUAAUAUUUACGGUGUCUCAUGGACCAUUUUAUUGGGUUUCUUUAAUGAUUUUAGCUUUGCCAAAUUUGGGACCAAAUUGGGUUGUUUUUAACAUGUUGAAAUAUAGGGAAAUUUUGUGGUUAUAAUGUUUUAGGCUUGACCAGCGCACUCUAAGCUUUAAUAACUCUUCUUAAUGACCAUUAUAACCUUUGAAAAAUGACUUAAAACAACUUAAUUCACAUCUAAAAUGUUUUCCAAUUACUCCACCAUAGCUCACUCAGGCUUAUACCCACCCUACCAUCCAAUACUAACCAUAACCCCAUCACAAUCUUCAAAAUCAGCCCUUCAUCACUCCAUAAACCCCAAUCACAUAAGACCACCCAUAUUGAGUUUUCUUGGUCAAUGGAGCAUCAAAUCAUCAUGUAUGGCAAGUCAGUGAGAAUGGAAAGGUAUGUUAUUUGCCAAAUUAGUUGAGCUUGUUUUGUUCUUUUGGUUACUAAAACUGGGCUCACGUUUUGUUUGGUUACUCAGAGCUGAGCACCAAAUGUACUGUGCAGUUAUAUGUGGCCAAACAACCAUUCAUUAAGUGUAGCCAGAUAUUGCUGCAGAGGACAUUUGGUGUGUGACCAGAAAUGGCUGCACACCAACAAGAAAGUGGAGCCAGUAUAGCCACACAAUUCUCUCUAUGUGCUGUAUUCUCUAACAGAACACUCACCUAAUUCUACAUCUAAACUCGUUUUCUCUAAUGCUGGGCGAAACUUCUUCUUAAGGUAGUGGGGUUGGCUCAGAAUGUGCACCAGACUACACAAGUGAAUUUACGAGUAAUGAGGACGACAAUUCUGCUCAAGAUAGUAGGGUUCGCUCAUACCGUGUAAUGAAUUUCACAAGUGAAUUUACUACUUAUGUGAUAUUCAAGACUAGAGCGUCCUUGAUGCAGCGGGCUUGUCAGAUGGGGAAGCAAAAUGGGUUUGUUAUUGUGACAUUACGAUCUGAUAUGGGUUGUAAGAGUACGAAACCAAGAGUUACAUUAGGUUGCGAGAGGGGUGGAAGAUUUAAGGAGAAGAAAACUAGGGCUGCAAAAAAAAGACAUGGGACAGGCACAAAGAAGUGUGUCCUUUCACAUUGAAAGGUGAGAAGUCAGCGAACGGGGACGGAUGGAUGCUAAAGGUUGUAUGUGGAGUGCAUAACCAUGCAUCCACUGAGUAUCCUGAUGGGCGUUCAUAUGCAGGGAGCUUAUUGGAGCAGGAGACUUCACUCUUGAUAGACUUGUCAAAGAAUUUAGUACGACCCAAAGAAAUCCUGAGCACAUUGAAGCAAAGGGAUGAACUCAGUGCUGCUGCCAUAAGGACGAUCUAUAAUGCACGCUAAAGACAAAGAGUUAAAGAGAAGGCAGGGAAGUCUCAAAUGCAACAACUGUUACGUAAGUUGAAUGAGCAUGACUAUGUCGAGUUGCAUAGGAGGUGCCCUAUGUCAGAUAGUGUGCAGGACUUGUUUUGGGCGCAUCCUGUGAGUUUGGAGUUGUUACGUGCACUUCCAACCAUUUUGAUGAUAGAUUACAAGUACAAGAUCAAUAGGUAUUAUUACCCCCUACUAGAGGUUGUAGGCGUCACAUCCACUGAUAUUACAUUCUCAAUUGCAUUUGUCUUUUUGAAUUCUGAAAAAGAAGACAACUAUAUAAGGGCAUUAAGUAAAUUGCGUGGUGUCAUGGUGGAGUGUCCCAUGCCAAAUGUAAUUGUCACAGACAUGGAUUUGCAAUUGAUGAGAGCCAUUGAGGUAGUAUUCCCUACUGCUAAAAAUCUUAAAUGUAAAUGGCAUAUUAAUAAGCAUGUGUUGGCCAAAUGCAAAAACUUGUUUGAGUCCAAGGAAAGGUGUGAUAGAUUUAUUAUGAAGUGGAAUGUACUCGUGACCUCUCCUACAGAAAAUGAUUACAUACGGGAGCUGGCAGUGUUACAGAGAGAAUUUAGUAUGUACACUGAGGUCAUGGAAUAUGUUACAAACACAUGGUUGAAUCCUUUCGAGGACAGAUUUGUGUCAGCUUGGACGGACAUGAUCAUGCAUUUUGGUAAUGUAACAUCAAACAGGGCCAAGGGUGCACAUACCAAGCUUAAGAGGGAACUUGGUAUGAGCCAGGGGAAUUUUGAGGGUUCUUUUGAGAGUAUACACUCUCUUAUUGAGUUACAGCACACUGACAUAAAGAUAUCUUUUGACAAGUGUUUGAUGGUCACACAACAAAGCUUCAAGUCUUCAGAAUUCAAAUAUCUGAGAGGAGUUGUAUCUAUGUUUGCAUUGGAGAAGGUGUUAUCUCGGUCCAAACUAGCCACCUCAAUUGGUGUUGAUGGUUCAGGAUGUGGUUGUGUCAUACCCCGAACCCAUGGUCUACCUUGUGCCCACGAGAUUGUGAAAUACAAGGGGGAGUGUCAGCCAAUUCCUCUUGAGUCUCUUGACCCCCAUUGGGCAAAACUUGAUAUACUACCUCCUAGUUCUGCUCAGGAUUCUAUGGAUGUGAAUGAGUUUCCUGAGUUGGAGUUGCUUCAACAAUACUUUCUGGAGGCAAAUGCAGAAAAUAGGUUGAUGCUCAGGAAAAGAGUGAGAGAACUUGUAGCACCCUAUACAACUAAUCUUGUUGAACCAGGAGUCAAGUCCAGAUUACGAGGUCAACUGAGGGGGAAAAUUGAUAUGUCCACUCAACAGGAUCCAUAUGCAUUUGAUUUGAGAUCUGCAUCUGUGGAUAGUCACUCACCUAGCCCAAUGGAUGGUGUACCGACGCUGUCAAUGAAAGGUAUUUCGUAUAUUGAUGUGUUCCCAAUUGGAUUGAGGCCCUUCAUUCAGCAAGUCAAGGAUGUAUGUCAUGAUGGUCACUGCGGGUUUAGGGCAGUUGCUGAUUUAGUAGGAUUGGGUGAGAAUGGAUACUUGCAAGUGCGUAAUGACUUGCUUACUGAGUUGUCUUCAUUUUCUGCACAUUAUGGCGAGUUGUAUGGCAGCACAGACAGGGUUCGUGAGUUAGCACAGAUACUAUCAUUCUUUGAUGAAGGUAGAGCACCAUUUGAUAGAUGGAUGAUGAUGCCUGACAUGGGUCAUCUUAUAGCGUCAUGCUAUAAGGUCGUGCUUUUCCACUUAUCAUCUACUCAGUGCCUUACCUUCCUACCACUUUGGUCGGCACCAGUUCCUUUGCCAAGGCGUCGACAGAUUGCUAUUGGUUUUAUGAAUGAUUGUCACUGCGUGGAGGUGUUCAUAAGGCCAGGGCAUCCAGUGCCUCCCAUUACGUCUGAUUGGAGCAGAUAUCAUACACCAGCUGCACAAGGAUGGGACACUGUGUAUACUAGUUGUAUUUUACGCUUCCAAUCUCUUGUCAGCUCUGAUCAAAUCUGACUCGGUCAGGUGCAAGUCACAAGUCCAAACUGUCUCAAAAAUAUGCUUAGAAUGGUCAGGUUCGAUCGCUUAUAUGCACAAAUGUGCUCUGAAAGGAGAUAUCGUCUAUAUGCACAAAUGUGCCCUGAAGGAGAGGCCAUGAAGUGGAUUUUGCUAGCAAAGCUGCAAAUCCCACCAGAAGGAUCCAAACCCUACACAAAUAAUGGAAACAGAUAUUUCCAGUGAUAUAGACUUGGUGGUUAAGUGUUAAACCUUAUAGUAUGGACAGGGCAUCCUAUAUGUCGCCUGUUACGAAAGCUACCAGCUUCUCUUGUAUCCUACAAAUCAUUCAUAGUGGCAGCAUUUGACUAUUGUGGUGUCCAAUGAUAAACAAACGGAUGGCCUGAGAUAUACCAUGUAUCCCUCCAUUGCUCUAAUACCAUAGAUUGUUAGUUGCCCCAAAUGUAAUGUAUCCCCCCAUACAUACCAUCUCAUGUUACCAAAAUACCUUAAGUAUACGAGAGUAGAUUAUACACACUAGUGCACCACUCUUAUCAGUUAACUGUACAUGUCAACAUACAAACAAUACACUUCGUAUCUUGAUCGUGCACAUAUCAACAAAAUUGGGAAGAACUGAGAAUGCUUUAAAACCCCCACAUUAAUGUAUCGGUCUUCCAUCAGUAGUGCUUUCAAUCAUAAAAUCAGCAUACAAGAAACUAGUUUCUCUA
Molecule: messenger RNA, 5155 nt
Organism: Pyrus x bretschneideri (Chinese white pear)
Lineage: Eukaryota; Viridiplantae; Streptophyta; Magnoliopsida; Rosales; Rosaceae
Exons: 6
Coding region: 2484-4448 (654 amino acids)
Source: RefSeq, a predicted model, not a curated record